AUGACACCGGUAGGGGACGACGCGCCAGAGGCACGCACGCAGGGGGACGACGCGCAGGAGCGCGCCAACCAAUCGGGGGACGCCGGCAAGGCGUCUGAGUCGCAGGAAACACCGGCGGAGGCGUCUCCUUCGGGCAACGAGCGUCGAGUGCGCUUCGCGGGCAACAACGACGACAAGGAGGGCGACAACGGCGAGAAGCACGUCGACGCGGAUGGCGAUGAGGUCAUGGAGGGCUCCACAGUGGAUACAGAGGCCAAGGAGAGUGAUGAUCGGCUGAACGCAGAUCCCAACGGGUCGAGCAGCCUGAACAUAGUUUCGGCUACCUUGAACGCAGGCGAUAAGGCUUCAGAUGAGCACUCAUUCCUCGCGCCUGGGUGGCAUGAACGCCGGCUCGUUUCAAACGCCGAAUAUGCAGGUCUCUCCACGUCCAAGCUCGUUCCUGCGUCCAGCUUCAACUUCGCCGACGAGAGUGUUCAGCGUCCAGUUUGCUGGCUGGUGUCACCUCCCAUCGCUUCCGAUAUGCCGCUCAGAGUGGUUGGAGUCCCGGCGUCUGCAGACGCGGUUCACAAUGGAGCGCGUUUUCACGAUGGAUAUGGUGGGCUGGAGGUGCUGCAGACUCUCGAAACCCUCACCGACGAGGACUACAAAGACCUUGAAUCAGUCAUUGGGCCGAAUUUUGCUUCGGUGCUCAGUGUCUUACGAGCUGAGCGACUUGCCGAACGCACUUUCAACACGGUGUCGUUCCUGAAACGGCUUCUCAACAAAUACCGGCAGCUGAAAUUGGCGAUCGAGUCCAACGGCCAGACUUCUGCACAGCACACGGUGGAUCUGCUGGACGUGAACGAGGGUCUUCGGCGCGAAUGGGCUGUCAUGGAAGUGUACUGGAAGGAGGAGGUCGAACGCAUCACUGCGGCCAAGCAGGAUGGCGAAUCCGCGUUCAAGCAGAAUUUCAUCCGUCAGCAAGAAGACCACCAACAUGCACUGAAUGCGCGUGCAGACGAAAUUGCCGAACUCAAGGACCAGCUGCAGACGUCUGAAGCUUUGUGUGAAGUUCUGUGUCGAGAGAUUCGCGAGAAGACUUUGGGCGCAUGGGCAUUCAGCGAUUUCUUGGAUCGCGAACCACAAGUCACGGUAGCAGGGAACUGGAAGCGCCUUCAGGAGCUGUUCGGACACUUUGCGGAUGGCACUACGCCUCCUGCUGGCGGGAUUACAAACAUCCACGUGGUGGCCAUCGACCAGCCACAGUGUGUCUGUGGUGACUACGCAACUGAACGCAAGAAAGCCAAUGGUGGCGACUCUGCGUCCAAGCUUGUUCCUCCGCUCAAGAAAACGGUUGAUCUCACUGGGGGCAACGCGGGGUCCAGCAAAUCCAAGUCCAAGCAAUCUGCGUCCAAGGGAAAAUCUGCGUCCAAGGGUUGUCGCAAGAAACUGUCCUGGGAUGAGUUCCUGAAGAAACGCCAGCUGCGUCCAAGCAACUAUCGACCCAGUCCGCAGUUGGCUCUUCCAGCGUCGUCCAAGCUCGCUCGUUCCGAGGAUGAAGCGCGAGAAGUUCUCCCGGGGCCUCAUCUGCUCUCUUCCAGUAGCAGCGGGGACUCCGAAUAUGAGCAAGAAGACGAUGUUGAACCUGACGAUUCGGAUGUUGCACCCAAGGUUCCUGAAACUGUGGUUCCAGCGAAGCAGUCAUCUCUUGCGGCCAAGCGCAAACUCGACAUGCUUGAAUCGGGUGCGGCCAACCAAAAAGAAGGUUCAUUGCUUCGUCGCUCGCCGCGGAAUCAAUCCAAGGCCAAACCAACCCAGUCUGGAUCUGCGGUCAAGAAAGCGCGACUUGCGGCCAAGGUCAUCGAGCAGCUGAUGGAGUCUCCACGUAAGGCUACUGCUCUGGCUAGAAUCUCGUUCAAGCGUCUGACGUUGGAACAGCUGAGCAAGAAAAGCAAGCCUCAGACCAUCGGGUUCCCAAAUUACGCGCCGCAGAAGGGCAAGAUGAUCCAGAAAAAGCUCCCCUGGAACGUCAUGUUCGCUGAACGCACAAAAGUGCUGUACUGCCAUGAUGCGUCCAAGUUGAGCGCUGAUACCAUGCGCGGUCUCAAGAAGCACAUCCGCCGGUACAAAACCCAUCUCAAGAAAUUGGUCAAGAUCAAGGAUUUCCCUGAAACGCUGUUUCAAGAACCUGGCAUCUGGCCGCUGCCGCAGCGUAUUUGCAACUGGAUCUGGGAGGACUCUCGUGUCGUUGAUUCAGACGGCGAGCCCAAGCCCCUGCGUCAGCAGCUGGUCGAGCUGGACGAGCGUGAGCCUGCCCGCACUCUUUGGGCGACUGCAGCCAACGAGGUUGAACGCACCAAGUACGUUUCAGCCGAUCUCCGCGCCAACCACUCGAUUCCACUCCCUCAACGCGCUCGCAACUGGAUCGUCCCUGACCGCCUGGACAACGAGCCCGAGGAGGAGGAUGACGAAGACGACGACGAGAUGAGCGAGUUCGAUGACGAUGACGAGGAAGACGAGGAAGAGGAAGACGUCGAAGAAGAAGACGUCGAAGAGGAGGAAGUCGAGGAGGGGUAA
This is a messenger RNA of Phytophthora sojae, 2556 nucleotides long. RefSeq lists its product as hypothetical. Bases 1 to 2556 code for a protein of 851 amino acids. Lineage: Eukaryota; Oomycota; Peronosporomycetes; Peronosporales; Peronosporaceae. The transcript is spliced from 6 exons. The record is from RefSeq and is a predicted model, not a curated record.